Molecule: messenger RNA, 936 nt
Organism: Benincasa hispida (wax gourd)
Lineage: Eukaryota; Viridiplantae; Streptophyta; Magnoliopsida; Cucurbitales; Cucurbitaceae
Molecular function (GO): DNA-binding transcription factor activity; DNA binding
Source: RefSeq, a predicted model, not a curated record
AUGGAGCCGCCGGAGCCAGAGGAGGAAGCUGGUGGUGGUGGUUCUAAUAGCAGCGGCGGAGGCGGAGGCGGAGGCGGAGCAAGAGAAGUUGAGAGGGAACAUAUGUUUGACAAAGUGGUGACUCCAAGUGAUGUAGGGAAAUUAAACCGUCUUGUAAUUCCAAAGCAACAUGCUGAGAGAUUUUUCCCUUUAGAUUCAUCAACAAACGACAAGGGUUUACUGUUAAACUUCGAAGAUCGUAACGGCAAAUCAUGGCGAUUCCGUUACUCUUACUGGAACAGCAGCCAAAGCUACGUUAUGACGAAAGGUUGGAGUCGAUUCGUCAAAGAGAAACGUCUCGACGCCGGCGAUAUCGUCUCGUUUCAACGUGGGGUUGGUGAAAUUGGAAGAGAUCGUCUUUACAUUGACUGGCGUCGCCGUCCUGAACUCCCCAUCCACCACCACCAUCAUCACUACCCCACCACCACCCUCCGACCGAGUAUCGUCGUCCCGGGCGGCAGCGGUGGUGCUACCUCUUGGGGGCCAUUAGUCUGGCAGCCCCUCGGCACAACAACAGCUGGAUACCAUCAUCAUCCAGCUGCCGUAGUGCCGCGGGACCACACACAUUUGUCCCGAAUAAACAACAACAAUAACAACAACGGGAAUGGGAAUGGUAUGUGUUGUCCCUAUGGAUAUGGGAGUGUUGAAACAACAACUUCUGGGUUGGUGUAUUUGAGGACAGAAUUAGGAGGAAGAUCAAGAAGAGUAGCUCCAAGAUUAGGGGAAGAGGAAUUGGAGUUGGAAAUGGAUCGAGGGAAUAAUAGUUAUCAGAUGCAGCAGGAGUACUGUAGUAAUGGUGGGGGUGCUUCAAUGGUGGUCCUUCAAGGAAAUUUGCAAAGUGAUCAUUACCAAAGUUUAGAUAAUGGAUCUGGUGAGUUUAAAUCUUUUAACUACUAA